Messenger RNA from Rosa chinensis, 927 nucleotides. RefSeq names its product xyloglucan endotransglucosylase/hydrolase protein 15. The transcript is spliced from 3 exons. The record is from RefSeq and is a predicted model, not a curated record. Gene Ontology annotation, cellular component: apoplast; cell wall. Gene Ontology annotation, biological process: xyloglucan metabolic process; cell wall biogenesis. Gene Ontology annotation, molecular function: xyloglucan:xyloglucosyl transferase activity; hydrolase activity, hydrolyzing O-glycosyl compounds. Bases 2 to 880 code for a protein of 292 amino acids. NCBI's taxonomy places the organism in Eukaryota, Viridiplantae, Streptophyta, Magnoliopsida, Rosales, Rosaceae.
AAUGUCUUCUUCUAAGGUCUCCAUGAUGCUUCUAAUGCUUUCUCUGGCCUCAAGUAGUUAUCUGUUAAUGGCUACCUCAUCAGCUGGUGAUUUCUUCCGAGACAUUGAUGUUACUUUUGGCGAUCAACGUGCUAAGAUAAUCGAUGGAGGACAACUACUCACGCUCAGCCUUGACAAGAUUUCUGGGUCUGGCUUCAAGUCUAAGAAUGAGUACUUGUUUGGUAGGAUCGACAUGCAAAUAAAGCUCGUGCCUGGUAACGCAGCUGGCACUGUCACCACAUACUAUUUAUCUUCUGAAGGUCUAACUCACGAUGAGAUUGAUUUUGAGUUUCUGGGCAACUCAACUGGAAAUCCUUACACUGUCCACACCAAUGUGUUCAGUCAGGGCAAAGGGGGAAGAGAGCAACAAUUCCAUCUUUGGUUUGAUCCCACAAAAGCCUUCCACACUUACUCCAUUCUUUGGAACACCCACCGCAUUAUAUUUUUCGUGGACAACAUUCCAAUUAGGGUGUUCGACAAUUUGGAAUCAAUUGGGGUUCCAUUCCCCAAAAAGCAACCAAUGAGGAUUUACUCAAGUUUGUGGAAUGCUGACGACUGGGCAACACAAGGUGGUCUUGUGAAGACAGACUGGGCACAAGCUCCUUUCACUGCCUCUUACAGGAACUUAAAGGCCAAUGCUUGUCUUGCUGGCUCAUCAUCGUCAUCUAGUUGUGUCUCCACUACGGCAGAGGACAAAUCAUGGCAGAACCAAGCGCUUGAUGCUGCAGGUAGAAAGAGGCUUCGAUGGGUGCAAAAGAAGUUCAUGGUUUACAACUACUGUUCUGAUCGUAAACGAUUCCCGCAAGGUUUUCCACUGGAAUGCAAGCGGUCAAGGUUCUAGAUAUGUAAUGAUGAUCAUGAGAUUUCUAUACAUUUAUUGUGAAUUCA